AUGGAUUAUUUCAAUCCGAUGACGUCAUUUCACAUGAGCAACAACAGAACGGCGACUGAAUUAAACGGGGGUUUUCAAGGAAUUAAUUUAACUUCCGACCAAUCAUCGGAUUUCGAAUAUUCCGGCGGAAGUCCGGCCAAAUUCCCGCACUUUCCGCAGAACAUGGAAUUUCCGAGCACGAGUUUGUCGGUAUUGCAGAACAGGGGUUCCAUGGAAGCGAUGAGGGAGACGAUUUUCAGGAUGGCGAUGAUGCAGCCGGUCCAGAUCGACGACCCGGAGACUUUCGACCGGCCGGCGAGGAAGAACGUCAGAAUUUCGAAGGACCCCCAGAGCGUGGCGGCGCGCCGCCGCCGGGAGAGGAUCAGCCAGCGGAUUAGGGUUCUGCAGAGGAUGGUCCCCGGCGGCGCGAAAUUGGACACGGCGUCGAUGCUGGAUGAGGCGGUGCAUUACAUGAAGUUCUUGAAGAAGCAGGUGCAGUCGUUGGAAGAAGCCGCCAAUUCCGGUGGCGGCGGCGGCGGCGGUGGUUCUGUUUCGUUUCCGUUAAUGGGAUGCUCUAUGCAAAUGCUUAGCUGA
Erythranthe guttata (spotted monkey flower) is the source of this 573-nucleotide messenger RNA. It is a transcript of the gene HEC1, whose product is annotated as basic helix-loop-helix (bHLH) DNA-binding superfamily protein. The record is from RefSeq and is a predicted model, not a curated record. Gene Ontology annotation, molecular function: DNA-binding transcription factor activity; protein dimerization activity. Gene Ontology annotation, biological process: regulation of DNA-templated transcription. NCBI's taxonomy places the organism in Eukaryota, Viridiplantae, Streptophyta, Magnoliopsida, Lamiales, Phrymaceae.